UUCCCACAAUCCCCAUUGGCCUUGCUACCGGAAGUGAUUUUGUUUGUCGUCUUCUGUUGUGUGGCGGUUGGCGCAACGAGAGCGUAUUUGGUUCGGCCUGAGAAGAGCGUGUAGUGUCGCAGUCAUGCCGCCUGGGCCUGUGCAGAUCAUGCAGCCGGAGCUAAAUAACAAGCCCGAGGACCAGAAGGAAGAGACUCCAGCCACAAAGCCCAUUGUUGGAAUCAUCUACCCGCCUCCCGAAGUCCGAAAUAUUGUUGACAAGACUGCCAGCUUCGUGGCCAGGAAUGGACCUGAGUUUGAGGCCAGAAUUCGACAGAAUGAGAUCAACAACCCAAAAUUCAACUUCCUCAACCCCAACGACCCUUACCAUGCCUACUACCGCCACAAAGUCAAUGAGUUCAAGGAGGGCAAAGCUCAGGAACCAUCUGCAGCUGUGCCUAAAGUCAUGCAACAGCAACAAGCAGCUUCACAGCAGCUUCCUCAGAAGGUUCAAGCACAGGUGAUCCAUGAGACGGUGGUGCCCAAGGAGCCUCCACCUGAGUUUGAGUUCAUUGCCGACCCUCCCUCCAUCUCAGCCUUUGACCUGGAUGUGGUGAAGCUGACCGCACAGUUUGUCGCCCGAAAUGGCCGACAGUUUCUCACACAGCUGAUGCAGAAGGAGCAGAGGAACUUCCAGUUUGACUUUCUACGACCACAGCACAGCUUGUUCAACUACUUUACAAAACUGGUGGAACAAUACACAAAGGUUUUAAUCCCUCCAAAAGGUCUUCUGCUGAAACUAAAGAGGGAAGCUGAGAAUCCACGUGAGGUCUUGGACCAGGUGAGGUAUCGUGUGGAGUGGGCCAAGUUCCAGGAAAGAGAGAGGAAGAAGGAAGAGGAGGAGCGAGAGAAGGAGAGAGUGGCUUAUGCUCAGAUUGACUGGCAUGACUUUGUGGUGGUGGAGACUGUGGACUUCCAACCAAAUGAGCAUGGUAAUUUCCCUCCUCCCACAACUCCUGAGGAGCUGGGUGCUCGUAUCCUGAUCCAGGAGCGCUAUGAGAAGUUUGGAGAGAGUGAGGAGGUGGAGAUGGAGGUAGAGAGUGAAGAUGAAGAGGAUGAGAGAGAGCGCAGGGUGGGCGGACACGCAGCUCAGCUGGACCAGGACACACAGCUGCAGGACAUGGACGAGGGCUCUGAUGAUGAGGAUGAUGGCAUGAAGGCUCCUCUCCCCCCUGAUAACCCCCUGCCACCACCUCUGCCCCCCACCCCGGACCAGGUUAUUAUCCGCAAAGACUAUGACCCCAAGGCAUCUAAGCCUCUGCCUCCUGUGGCCAUCCCUGAUGACUACCUCAUCUCUCCCAUCACUGGUGAGAAGAUCCAAGCCAGUAAGAUGCAGGAGCACAUGCGCAUCGGCCUGCUGGACCCCCGCUGGCUGGAGCAGCGUGACCGCAGCAUCCGAGAGCGUCAGAUCGAGGAGGAGGUGUACGCUCCCGGCCUGGACAUUGAGAGCAGCCUGAAGCAGCUGGCCGAGAGACGUACCGAUAUCUUCGGUGUGGAAGAAACGGCCAUCGGUAAGAAGAUCGGAGAGGAGGAGAUACAGAAACCAGAGGAGAAGGUCACAUGGGACGGUCACUCAGGCAGUAUGGCUCGUACCCAGCAGGCUGCUCAGGCUAACAUCACCCUGCAGGAGCAGAUUGAGGCCAUCCACAAAGCUAAAGGUCUGGUACAGGAGGAUGACACCAAGGAGAAGAUCGGCCCCAGCAAGCCCAACGAGAUUCCUCAGCCACCCUUGCCAUUAGUAGUCCCCAGCCUGCCCAAACCCACCCCACCCAUCAGCACCACACCUGCUAUGGCACCUCCAAUGCGGACUACAUUGCUCCCUGCGGUUCCUAUCAUACCCAGACCUCCAGUGGCCCCUGUGGUGCGCCUGGCCCCUGGGCAAGUUCUGGCCCCCAUGCCACCCAUGCUGCAUGCCCCUCGCAUCAAUGUGGUGCCUAUGCCGCCCUCUGCACAACAUAUUAUGGCACCCAGACCUCCACCCAUGGUGGUUCCUGCUGCAUUUGUACCAGCUCCCCCUGUGCCUCAACCUCCCAGCUCUGUUGCCGCCCCUAUGCCUCCUGCCCAUCCUCCACCUCCUCACGAGGACGAGCCUUCCAGCAAGAAGAUGAAGACCGAGGACAACCUGAUUCCAGAAGAGGAGUUCCUGCGUAGGAACAAGGGACCUGUUGGAGUCAAGGUCCAGGUGCCCAACAUGCAGGACAAGACAGAAUGGAAGCUGAGUGGCCAAGUGCUGAACUUCAGCCUGCCUCUCACAGACCAGGUGUCUGUCAUCAAGGUUAAGAUCCAUGAAGCCACUGGAAUGCCGGCUGGAAAACAGAAGCUGCAGUAUGAGGGAAUUUUCAUCAAAGAUUCCAACUCUCUGGCCUAUUACAACAUGAACAAUGGAUCCGUCAUUCAUCUGGCCCUUAAGGAAAGAGGAGGAAGGAAGAAGUAGAUCGCUCAUAUUCAUCAUCUCCGUUUCAAUCCUCAACAUUUAUUGUGGUUAUAACCCUACUACAUUUGUACACUUCAAAGAACUUGUGCUGUGCUCUGUAGAAAAACUGUAGUUAGAAGUAAUCAGUGUCUUGUGAUUAUCUUACCAAUGUGUUUUAAACAUUCAGUGUAUGAAUGAUUAAAUAAGACAACAUUUAAUAUUGGCAGUAGUCUCCUAGCAAACUGCCCUAUUUUUAGUUUCACUUUUCACUGAGGUGAUUGUGUUAAAUAUUUGAAAAUCUCAAGUUAAGCAUUGAAACAUUGCAUUUUGUUGGAUGCAAAAUAAAUACUUGUCUCUUAGGAAAACGUACCUAAUAAAUUUCAAUAAGA
This is a messenger RNA of Sinocyclocheilus rhinocerous, 2841 nucleotides long. It is a transcript of the gene sf3a1, whose product is annotated as splicing factor 3a, subunit 1. Gene Ontology annotation, biological process: mRNA cis splicing, via spliceosome; regulation of alternative mRNA splicing, via spliceosome. Bases 125 to 2473 code for a protein of 782 amino acids. NCBI's taxonomy places the organism in Eukaryota, Metazoa, Chordata, Actinopteri, Cypriniformes, Cyprinidae. The record is from RefSeq and is a predicted model, not a curated record. The transcript has 16 exons. Gene Ontology annotation, cellular component: catalytic step 2 spliceosome; U2 snRNP; U2-type prespliceosome. Gene Ontology annotation, molecular function: RNA binding; protein binding.